AUGACAGAAGGGGUACCCUAUCAAGGAGCAUGCAGACGUGAUAGUGAUCUAAUUAUCUGCAUCCCCCAGGGGCAGUCUGUUACGUUCACUGUUGUAUUAAUGGCCAUCUAUUCAUACAUUCCGAUUCUUCUGUUUGUGGUACUCGUCAUUUGGUAUCUGUGGAGGCGAUCAAUCAUCGCUGCUACAGUCCUCGCAUCCCUCAUCAUUGCAUUGAUAUUUAACGAGGGAAUUAUAAAGAACAUUGUCAAACAAAAAAGACCUAUCGAAUCAUGUGCUUGUUCAUACGGUAUGCCUUCGGGACAUUCAUUAUGCUCGACAUUGUUGUUAUUUUGGAUAUGUUACGAAUUUAUAUAUGUGCCAAUGGACAAGACAUUGACCAAACAAAAACGAAUUCUCUAUAUUGCACUAGCGACGGUUAUAUUUGGAGUUGGCCACACUUAUACCGUGCCGGCCGCCAUCAUCACCGACACGAUCGACAUUGAGAUGGAGCAGAGCGGUGACGACGGCUCGCUUGCAUUCCGUGUCGGUGAAGCACUCUCUGUCCACGAGGACGGGAGUAAGAGCCAGUCAAUUGUUACAAUCGAUUCAAAUGACUGGCAACAUCACAGCGCUGACCAAGAAGAAAACACAAAUGACAUGGACCGAGCCAUUUAG
This is a messenger RNA of Cavenderia fasciculata, 654 nucleotides long. RefSeq lists its product as uncharacterized. The record is from RefSeq and is a predicted model, not a curated record. The coding region runs from base 1 to 654 and encodes 217 amino acids. Lineage: Eukaryota; Evosea; Eumycetozoa; Acytosteliales; Cavenderiaceae. The transcript has 3 exons.